This is a messenger RNA of Kluyveromyces marxianus DMKU3-1042, 1122 nucleotides long. RefSeq names its product Arc40p (gene ARC40). Gene Ontology annotation, molecular function: actin filament binding. NCBI's taxonomy places the organism in Eukaryota, Fungi, Ascomycota, Saccharomycetes, Saccharomycetales, Saccharomycetaceae. The transcript has a single exon. The record is from RefSeq and is a predicted model, not a curated record. Bases 1 to 1122 code for a protein of 373 amino acids. Gene Ontology annotation, biological process: Arp2/3 complex-mediated actin nucleation. Gene Ontology annotation, cellular component: actin cytoskeleton; Arp2/3 protein complex.
AUGUCUGAUAUCGCUGCUCAAUUCAAGUUGGUCAAGGGACCAAUCUACUCGCACUGCUUCAACACUGAUAGAAGCUUGUUAGCCAUUACAUAUGACACUGACUGUUAUGUUUACAAGAUUGGGGCCUCUAAGCAGCCUCAGUUAGUUGCAGUUUUGCCAGACCACGAUAAAACAGUUACUGCUGUUGAUAUUUCUGUGCAUGGACGUAUUGUGACCUGUUCCCAAGACAGAAAUGCGAUUGUGUGGGAGCCAUUGUCGAAUGGAACUUACAAGCCUACGUUGGUGUUGUUGAGAAUCAACCGUGCAGCUACCUGUGUUUCAUGGGCAUCCACUGGGUACAAGUUUGCUGUUGGGUCCAGUGCCAGGAUCAUUGCUGUGUGUUAUUACGAGCAAGAGAACGACUGGUGGGUUUCGAAGCACAUCAAGAAGCCAAUCAAGUCGACCAUCAAUGCUCUAUCAUGGCACGCAAAUAGCGUUCUCUUGGCCUGUGGUGGUACCGAUGGGUAUGCCCGUGUAUUUUCUGGUUUCAUCAAGGGUCUUGACAGCAAGGAACAAGUUGCUUCUUCGCCUUGGGGUGAAAAGUUCCCAUUCGGUUCUCUGGUCAGAGAAUGGUACCAGGGAGCUUGGAUCCACGACAUCAAGUGGAGAUCGUCCAUCGACCACGUUGCAUAUGUAGCACAUGAUGGCUCCUUAACCAUUGUGGACUAUACCGACUCCCAAUACUCUAUCGACAACCCUGAAGGUCUCCCAUUCAAGACGUUAUGCUGGAUCAACGAUCACGAAAUCUUGGCUGCUGGUUUCUCCAACCACCCAGUCUUGUUCAGCGAGGGUUCCAACGGCUGGAAGCUAUCCAAGAUCUUGGACGCUCCUGCCAAGGCCCCUGUCAGAACCCCGGCCAUCGGCUCAGAUGAUGCUGAUGAAGACGAAAACGCAAACUUCGGUAUGUCUGCUUUGAGAAAGUUCAAGGAACUUGACUUGAAGGGUAAGGUCAGCCAACACGAGGAGAAAUCCACUCACGAAAACGCCAUCACCGAGUUGUCCCCAUACGCUGAGUCCAACAAUAACGUCACAAAGGUUUCCUCCGUGGCAUUGGACGGGAAGCUCGUCAUUUACAAGUUGUAA